Messenger RNA from Ahaetulla prasina, 3006 nucleotides. It is a transcript of the gene GPAT2, whose product is annotated as glycerol-3-phosphate acyltransferase 2, mitochondrial. Bases 449 to 2773 code for a protein of 774 amino acids. Gene Ontology annotation, cellular component: mitochondrial membrane. The record is from RefSeq and is a predicted model, not a curated record. NCBI's taxonomy places the organism in Eukaryota, Metazoa, Chordata, Lepidosauria, Squamata, Colubridae. The transcript is spliced from 23 exons.
GGAGGAAGAAGGGAAGGAAAAAGCGAUGGAAAAGAGAGAAGGAAGGAGAGGAAGGGCGAACGUUUGCAAAGGCCCUUCAGGUGGGCUAAAGGUGCCUCCUCCGCACCCGGGGAAGCAGAGCGAGUCCUUCCCCGCUGCGGAGCCUGCGCGGCGUCUCUUCCCGGGAGGCGCCUGAAUGAUCCCCGCCGCCGCCCGCCGGGGAAGCGGCCUUUGAAAAGGCCCCGAGCUCGGCGCAGGGGAGCCGCGUGGAGCCUCGGCCCCGCUUCAGACGACGCUGCUGCGGAUUUCCCCGCCCGCCUCGGCCUGGUUGGUUUGCAGGAGGAGAGGAGGAGACCAAAUAAUUUAAGGAUACAAGUAGUCAGCGACAUAUGAGGACUAAUUGAGCUUGCAAUUCUUGUGUAUUGGUUUUUAUACCUAUCCUCCUCAUCCACAGGUGCAAACCUUGACCAUGGACUUGGGGCUCAACCCGGACAUCGUCGGACCCUCUUUGGGCAAAUACCGUUCCUUUGUUGGGCGCUGUUGCCAAAAAUGCACCUCUAAGAGCUGGGGAUUUUUCUUUCACAAGCACCUGGCCUCCAUGGGGUUUUGCAAUGUGAUCAAGAUAACGGAAGAAAACACCAGGUACAGAGGCUGGCUGGUAAGGAGGCUGUGUCACUUCCUGACCGUGUGUGACUGGAGACUUUCUGCUAAAAUGCCACCCAAUCUCCAGGAAAAGGUCUUUCACACCCAAAGAGUGCAAGAGGUAAUCUCCUCAAAAGGCUCAGGGGAUGCUCCAGGGUCCAACCUGCCUCAAGAAGAGUGGAUGAAAGAGAUCCAGAGAAUUCUCGGUCAUAUACAAGGCUGCCUCUCUCCUUUCCUCUUGAGGUUCUGCCACUGGGUUCUGCUAAAAUUCCUGACCCGGAUAUUCCUCAGAGUGAUAGUUCACAAAGGACAGCUGGAGAUGAUGCACAGAGCAGGAGAGCAGGCUAAUACUCCAAUGGUUUUCCUUUCAACUCACAAGUCUCACCUGGAUGGGUUGUGGCUUCCAUUCCUUCUGGUCUCCCAGGGUAUAGCUAUGCCACGAGUGGCUUGGGAAAACAAAACCUUCACUCCCACCUACAGGGCCCUGCUGGCUUCGCUGGGAGGAGUGUUCCUGCCCCAAGGAAUGGGUCAGAGAUGGGGCGUUGGUGAAGGCGACCUCCCCAGAGCGGUGGUGGCUUCCUACGUCGAAGAAGUCCUCCUGAGCAAACAACCCCUGCUGAUCUUCUUGGAAGAGGUCUUCUCUGGGUCCCAGGAGCUCUCCCCCUCUGGUAGAGCCUGGCUGAGCUUGGUGCUCAAUGCUUAUUACACUGGGGCCGUCUCAGACAUCAUGAUAACGCCCGUUGGCAUCUCCUAUGAGAGAACUCCUGACUUCGCUCACAGGGGGAAGGAGAGCCCCACCCAGACGCUUGGUCUCUGGGCCACUCUGUGGAGACUCUGCCAAGCCGCUUGUCGUAGACAGAGCUGCGUCCGGAUCGACUUUGCACAGCCCUUCUCUUUGCAGGAGUUUGUGACCAACAGAUGUUUCAGGCAGAACAGCACUAGGAAGCUCUUGAGAGAACUGCUCUUACCCGAAGUUCUCGGCACGUGCUCCAGCAUUCUGGAUUGUGAGAAAGUGGAAUGUUGGCCUACGAACUCUCAAGACAUCGUGCCACUGACCGGGGAAGAAGAACAGCUUUUGCUGGACAAUCUGAGCCUACACGCUUUGAGUGCAGGCGUAUCGUGUUCGGCCAUCAUGGCGGUCCACAUCGUCUCUGCACUCCUGCUGCACAAAUACCAAGAGGGAGUUUUCCUUUCUCGGCUGAUGCAAGACUUUGUUUGGAUCACCGAUGAGAUCCUGAUGCGUAACUACGACGUGGGGUUUUCCGGUCGGGUACGCGAUGUGUUGUGCCAUGGCCUUUCCCUGCUGCGAGAUUGCAUUACCCUCUACAGCCUCUCACUGGGAGAUGUCUUGGUGGUUCCCAAGAAAACCGAGGAGGCCAUCAAGGAGCUGAGCCACCACAGCACGGCUCUCCUGCCCGUCUUCAUCCAGGAAGCUAUCGGGGCCUGCUCCAUCAACGCCCUUCUGAUGGAAGUGCUACCGUAUUUGGGAAGCCCCGAGCAGCUUGGGAACUUCGUCCUGGCCCAUGAAGAACUUCAUAACAAGUCUGUCCUGCUGGUUCAGCUGCUACCCAAAGAUUUCCUCCUACGCCAGCCUUGCCAGUCUGUGCACUACUAUUGUCAGCAUGCUGUGGACAAACUGGUGGAGUCUGGACUGCUGGUGGCCGAGGAGGUGCCCAGCGAUCGCUUCGUGUGUGACACAUCCCAGAAAGGCUUCACCGAGAAGUUUCUGUGGAAGGCAACGGAAGAUUUUGUCGACAGUGAUGUCCGGGAUGAAGCUGAGAAGCAGUGGUUCAAAGUAAGUCAGUUGGAAAGUUGCUCCAACCUCUUUGUGUUCCUUUGUGGCCUCCUUGGGCCUCUGCUGAAGACAUUGGAGAGAACCAUCGUCUUCCUUCAAGAGCAGGAGUUCCCUCAGCCAGAAUCUCGGUUCAUGGAGGAGCUGCAGCGGGAUUUGGUGAGGUUGGCCCGAGAGGACGGUUCUUUUGAAUGUUCCAACAGCAGCUUGACUGCCACUGCCCUUCGCAUCUGCAAAGAAUUAGGGGUGUUCAAAGAAGUGAUGGAAGACAAGGAGCUACUUCUCCAUCUCUCUGAAACUUUCACCGCCCGAGAAAACCAAAAGAAACUGGAGAAAUUCAUCCAUCAGUUUAUCUACUAGAUCCUUUUGAUGGGGGUCUUUCUUUUAACAGGCAGAAGGAUUCAAAAAUCUGACGAAGAGUUCUUCCCCCUCCCGCCAAUCUGUUUGGACUGUUGUUUCGUUCGUGGUUUCUACUUUUGAAAUGUUGUUUUCCAGGAAGGGGGGGAUUUUGAGCAAGGCAAGGAAGCCAGUUAGGUUAAUAAAAUCAAUUCACACUGAAGCGUGAGGAGUGAGGUUUGUGUAGCAUGUUUGUA